Molecule: messenger RNA, 606 nt
Organism: Diabrotica balteata
Lineage: Eukaryota; Metazoa; Arthropoda; Insecta; Coleoptera; Chrysomelidae
Source: the annotation of a GenBank genome assembly
AUGUAUCAACCAAUUUGUAUAAGUUUAAUAGUGAUAUGUUCUGUAUAUUCAUUCGAAACUCAUCCGUGCCCGAAAUCGUUAAGUAUCGACAUUUCAAACGGUACAAAAAGUGGAACGAAGUAUAUUUUUCAAAAUAUGACGUUUGACAAAAACAAAUAUUUUGUGGAAAAUGGUAACAUUUGGGGAUGCAUUUGUCAAGUAAGGAACUGCAUACGGCGUUGUUGUUCUGAAAAUGAUCAACUAAAUUACCCAGAACUACAAUGUGGGAAGAAAGAUAUGAAUCCUUUAUUUAAAUUUCACAACAACUCAGAACUGUAUUUAACAUCUGAUUUAUCAGAUUAUUUUGUUGUAAGUGGACAUCCUUGUAUAUCAAAUGGUGAAAUAUUUUUACAUGAAAUGAAAGACUAUUUUAUACAAAAAAAUGGAUCCCUUUAUUCUUCGACAUUCAAUAAAUCUCAUUCUGUACAAGCCUACUGCCUUGUAGAUGGGUUAGGACUUGUAUGUCUGAACAGUUCAGAACUUGGUAUUCAAUCAAAUGAUGAAUCAGAAUAUCGUAAAAGCAUGCGAGUUAUACAGACAAUUGUGUAUAUACAGGGUUGGGCAUAA